AUGGUUGCUGCCCGGGUCCUCUUGCGCCGCGGUGUUGACUGCCUCUGUUACGAGACGGCCGGGAGCGGCGUCACUUGCGAGACAAUCGCUCGGGCCUGGGGGCUGACCGUCGACGGCUUCGAGAAGUUGAACCCCGGCUUUACCUGCCCGGACCUCGAAGUCAAUAAGCCAUACUGCGUGAUGGGCACUGUCACUCCUGACCCGUCCAGCACCACCACCAUCACCUCUCGCACGGCGUCUACCACAACUUCCACGUCGACUCCCAGCAACACCGCGACCCCGAGCCCAGUGCAAGACGGCAUGGUUGCCAACCGUAACCGGUUCCAUUUCGUCCAACAGGGUCACACAUGCGCGACUAUUGCGACCCUGUAUUCCAUCUCGUCGGACUGCACCGGCCUCUGGGCCUCAACAUAUGCUUGCGUUGGCGUCGUUGGGGUUAACCCAACACCAACGACAACGAAGCCAGGCAAUGGGAUCACGACGCCCACUCCGGCACACCCGGGCAUGGUCAGCAACUGCAACAAGUUCGUCUACAACAAUGUCGGCGGCGGCCAGUGGGUCAAGCUGUGGAACGGCAUCGAGGAGGACUGCCGCUCAAUCCAGGCGCACACCUACGUCUGCAUCGGCGUCAUUGGAGGCACGCCGACACCGACCAGGACCCGGUCCGGCAACGGGAUCACGACGCCCACUCCGGCACACCCGGGCAUGGUCAGCAACUGCAACAAGUUCGUCUACGUGAAUCCCGGCGACACAUGCGACGGAAUUGCUUUCUGGAGCGGCGUCGCCGGCGGCCAGUACGUCAAGCUGUGA
Molecule: messenger RNA, 810 nt
Organism: Parathielavia appendiculata
Lineage: Eukaryota; Fungi; Ascomycota; Sordariomycetes; Sordariales; Chaetomiaceae
Product: carbohydrate-binding module family 50 protein
Exons: 5
Coding region: 1-810 (269 amino acids)
Source: RefSeq, a predicted model, not a curated record